UGGACAAUGACGCUGUUUGCUAACCGCCAAUAAACCACAGAAGAAGAACAGCACGAGGCGCUAGUUAGCUAGCUUGUGUCGAGAGGACGGCGGUGUUUCGUUCGGACGUUCGUGAGGUGUUUGGACAGAAAGGACGAUACGUGGUUCGGAUCCGAACUCUCCAACUUUGGUCGUAAAUGAGUGAAAAAGCGUUGAAUGUAAAGAAGGUGUUUCUGGGAUUGGAGCUGAAGGUCGGAGCUGCAGCUGGAACAUGUCUUCCGAAUCUCAGAGAGAGUCUUUCAGCGAGCACCUUUCUGCUGCUGAAGAAACAUUCAGAGUCUGUGAAGGAACCAUCGUCCAGAAUGAGGAGGAGCUCUGUGGUCAGAGCAGACUGCUGGAUAUCACCGGGAACCCGGUUCUCCCCAGGCAUUGGGUGAUAGAAGAGGAAGAUCUCUGCAACCAGCAGUGUGUCAAAGUGGAACAGAAUGAUCCAGAAACUACACAGACUAAAGAGGAACUGGAGGAUCCACAACUUUUACAGAUUGAAGAGGAACUGGAGGAACGAGAAGCUCCACAGAUAAAAGAGGAGCAGGAGGAACAAGAACCUCCACAGGUAAAAGAGGAGCAGGAGGAACAAGAACCUCCGCAGGUAAAAGAGGAGCAGGAGAAACAAGAACCUCCACAGAUUGAAAAGGAGCAAGAACAACUCUGCAUCAGUCAGGAUGAAGAGCAACUUGAUCUGAAGCAGGAGACUGAAACCUUGAUGGAGAUUCCUACUUAUGAGGAGAGUGAGAAGAGUGAAGCAGAUCUAAACAAUCAGCAGAGCUUUAAUGGAACUGAUAGUGAGGAUGAAGAAUUAAGCCAAUAUGAAGAAUCAACAUCAACUACAGAAGAAGAUACAGACCCACAGAACAGAGAUCAGAGAAAAAAAAGAGACAGAAGUCAUGUCCAAAAUGUGGACAACUCUCACAUGUCAGAAAGUCUGUGCGACUCUGAUGUUGGAAAACAUUUCAAGAAUGCAACUUUGGGUAAGAAAUGCAAACAAUCCCCCAAAGAAAAUAGUCUAUCCUCUGUGAAGUCUGGUAAAGGGACAAGAAUUGCACACAGUACGUCUCUCCACAUGAGAGCAGAGUCUGACGAAAGACGUUAUGGCUGUGAGGAAUGUGGUAAAAGUUUUGUUACUAAAUCUAAUCUCAAAAUUCACAUGAGAAUCCAUACAGGAGAGAAGCCUUUUUCUUGUAAAGAAUGUGAUAAAAGUUUUACUCAACUUUCUGAUCUCAAAAAACACAUGACAACUCAUACAGGAGAAAAGCCUUUUUCAUGUAAAGAAUGUGAUAAAAGUUAUACUCGAAUAUCUGUGCUUAAAAUACACAUGAGAACUCAUACAGGAGAGAAGCCUUUUUCAUGUAAAGAAUGUGAUAAAAGUUUUAGUCGAAUAGCUAAGCUUAAAGUACACAUGAGAACUCAUACAGGAGCGAAGCCUUUUCCAUGCAAGGAAUGUGAUAAAAGUUUUAGUAGAACACAUCAUCUUAAAAUACACAUGACAACCCAUACAGGAGAGAAGCCUUUUUCAUGUGAAGAAUGUGAUAAAAGUUUUAGUCGAAAAUCUAAGCUUGAAGGACACAUGAGAACUCAUACAGGAGAGAAGCCCUAUCCGUGUAAAGAAUGUGAUAAACGGUUUAGGGAAAUAUCUGUUCUCAAAACACACAUGAGAACUCAUACAGGAGAGAAGCCUUUUUUGUGUAAAGAAUGUGAUACAAGUUUUUCUCAAAUGUCUGUCCUCAAAAGACACAUGAGAAUUCAUACAGGAGAGAAGCCUUUUUCAUGUAAAGAAUGUGAUAAAAGUUUUAUUCAACGGUAUGACCUCAAAAAACACAUGACAACUCAUACAGGAGAAAAGCCUUUUUCAUGUAAAGAAUGUGAUAAAAGUUAUACUCGAAUAUCUGUGCUUAAAAUACACAUGAGAACUCAUACAGGAGAGAAGCCUUUACAAGACAAAAUUGUAAUUAAGAAUGAAGUAAAAAUCCUUCAACUUAAAAAAAAGAAAACCUCACAGCACAGGAAGGUUGAAAUAUUGUGAUUUUAUUUAACAUGUAAUAAAAAAAACACGGUUUCAUGUCUAAAAAUCGAAAUUUAAAAUGUGAUUAACAGGGUUCCCUGCGAGUCGUAAGAAGUCUUAAAUGCCUUGAGUUUGAAAACUUGAGAAUAAGGCCUUAAAAAGCAUUAAAUAAGUCUUUUGGUAAUUAAAAUGGGGAAGUUUAAAGCUUUUUCCAUAUGGUCUAAAGAUUUUUUUUUAACUAAGGUUGUGUAAGUAAAGUGCGUUUAUUAACAUGCCGGAUGUUUUAUUUAACCUAAAAAGUCUUCAAAUGAACUUGUAGAAACGUGUAGGAACAAUGGAAUAAAUGGUAGGUCUGUCAGCAACAAUUAUUUUUGUAAUCGAUUAGUCAAUUAUUAUUGUUUUACUAUAUGUGACAGUACUGGUACUCAGUCCGUGGAGGUUCAUGUCAUGUACGAUACUGCUAAUGCUCAGCGUAUGGUGCGUUCACAGAUAAUAAUAUCUUAAAUGUGAAGUUCAUGAAUUUCUAUUUCACCUUCCUUGGUCCUUUUUACUGGAUGUAUUAAAUUAAAAUGAUAUGUAAUAAAUCUCCAUCAUUUAUACCUUUAUUUAGAACAGAAGAUCAGAAUCAACAAAACUGAUAAAAACACAUUGAUGCAGUCAUUCAAUGAAAAGGAGGAACCAGUGAUUAUUGAAUGGAUAGAAAAGAACAGGUUUCUAAAAUCUGACGUUUGUACUGAAACCAUUCUUUUUUGAUUCUUCUGAUUUGAUAUUCUGAUUUUCUAAGACUAUUUUAUCAAUAAGGCACAAUGAUCACAUUAAUCAAAACAAAGGAUUGUGUAAUGAUUGUAUACAUCAUGAGUUUCACUUUAUGUGUUGAUUGAUAAAAAUAUUAAAUUUUUAACCAAAUUCAAUCUUUUAGAUAUACAGAAAUGUUUUGUUCUGAAAUAAGACUUGAAUUUUGAACGUUGUAAGAUUACAUUUUUAAAGACACUUUGAUCAUGUUCAGUUUUUGUUGGUUAAUUUUUAUUAGUAGAUUUUUGUAUUUUAUUAAAUAGUUUAAAGUUGUUCAGUUACCCAUUGUGGUUGUAGUUUAUGCUGAGAUGAUGUGUGUGUGUUACCAUGACAACACUACAGUUCUACUAACACUUUUUAUAUGGUUUGUGGUCAUUUCAAUAUUGUUUAAAAUAUUAAAUAAUUGCAGUUUAUAUUUUGUUGAGUCGUGUUGACAAAUAUAAAAUCUUUAGUAAAACUGUAUUAAGGAGGAGGUGGAUAAAGAAACAGACUGGUGUUUGUAUUGUGAUUCCUGUAUUCUAGUAGAGAUUAGUAGCAGUGUGAAGAUGUUCACUCACUCACUGAAACUACACUUUUUCUAUACUGCAUUGAGAUUUGUUGGUUGUUGUUUCUUAUAGUGUUUAUGUACCAAACUUCUCUGCAUAAUCUGUGGUGACAGGUUCUUGAAUGUUUCACAUAAUCUCACAAUAAUAAAGUUACAGACAUAAUGGG
Oryzias melastigma (Indian medaka) is the source of this 3541-nucleotide messenger RNA. RefSeq names its product oocyte zinc finger protein XlCOF6. Gene Ontology annotation, molecular function: RNA polymerase II cis-regulatory region sequence-specific DNA binding; DNA-binding transcription factor activity. Bases 251 to 2059 code for a protein of 602 amino acids. NCBI's taxonomy places the organism in Eukaryota, Metazoa, Chordata, Actinopteri, Beloniformes, Adrianichthyidae. Gene Ontology annotation, biological process: regulation of transcription by RNA polymerase II. The record is from RefSeq and is a predicted model, not a curated record. The transcript has 2 exons.